This is a messenger RNA of Fusarium musae, 1206 nucleotides long. RefSeq lists its product as uncharacterized. Bases 1 to 1206 code for a protein of 401 amino acids. Gene Ontology annotation, cellular component: cytoplasm. NCBI's taxonomy places the organism in Eukaryota, Fungi, Ascomycota, Sordariomycetes, Hypocreales, Nectriaceae. Gene Ontology annotation, molecular function: argininosuccinate synthase activity; ATP binding. The transcript has 14 exons. Gene Ontology annotation, biological process: L-arginine biosynthetic process; urea cycle. The record is from RefSeq and is a predicted model, not a curated record.
AUGGCCCCCGAACGUGUUUGCCUUGCCUACUCCGGCGGCCUGGAUACUUCCACUAUUCUCAAGUGGCUCGUCCUUCAAGGCUAUGAGGUCGUUUGUUUCCUCGGAGACUGCGGUCAGGAGGAAGACUUCGAUGCCGUCAAGGCCAAGGCUCUUAAGCUCGGUGCUGAGAAGAUGAUCAUCGAGAACGUCCAGCAGGAGCUGAUUGACGACUUGGUGUGGCCCGCCAUCCAGUACCUUCUCGGCACAAGUCUGGCCCGCCCCGUGUUGGCCAGGGCCAUGGUGCAAGUUGCAAAGGACAACAACUGCACCAUCCUCAGCCAUGGAUGCACCGGAAAGGGCAAUGACCAAGUCCGCUUCGAGCUGGCCUGGAAGGCCUGUGACCCCAAGAUGAAGGUCCUGGCCCCAUGGCGCAUCCCUGCCUUCUUCAACCGAUUCCAGGGACGUGCCGAUCUUCUCAAGUUCGCUGAGGAGCAGAAGAUCCCCGUCAGCUCCACUCCCAAGGCCCCCUGGUCUAUGGACGACAACAUCAUUCACUGCUCAUAUGAGGCCGGUAUUCUCGAACAAACCGACAAGGAGCCCCCGAAGGAUAUGUGGAAGCGCACUGUUGAUCCCCUGGACGCUCCCGAUAAGCCUACUCGCUUCACCGUCCACUUUGCUGAGGGUGUUCCCACUAAGCUUGAAGUCGAUGGCAAGACUGUUACUGGCUCUCUGGAGAUCUUCAAGGAGGCCAACGAGUUGGGCCGUGCCAACGGUAGGAUUGCAAACCGAAGGGCUUCUGAGCGAACAUUGACGUGGUACCAGGUAUUGGACGUGAGGACAUCGUCGAGUCGAGGUUCAUCGGGUCUCGUGAUGGACAGCAAGGUCCGCAUCAUUCGCGACCGUCUCUCAGAUGACUGGGCUCAAUGUAUCUACAACGGAAUGUACUUUACUCCUGAGCGCGAGUUCGUUCAGAACGCGAUCGCUUUCAGCCAGAAGCAGGUUGACGGCAAGGUCGAGGCUCUGGCCUACAAGGGCAACGUCAUCAUCGUUGGCCGCUCCAGCGAGACAUCUAACCUCUACAGUGAGGAAGAAAGCAGCAUGGACACCCUUGACAUGGACUGGAGUGUCGAGGACACAACUGGCUUUAUCAACGUGAACGCCAUCCGCAUCGCCAAGUACGGCGAGCGCAAGAUCAGGGAUGGCGAGCCCCUUUCCAAGCGCAAGUAA